This is a messenger RNA of Closterium sp. NIES-65, 6375 nucleotides long. Lineage: Eukaryota; Viridiplantae; Streptophyta; Zygnematophyceae; Desmidiales; Closteriaceae. The record is from the annotation of a GenBank genome assembly.
AUGGCGUCGCGCGGUGGGUUGCGGCGGGGCGACAUGAGCGAUGAGGAUCUAGAGCGGCAGCAGGCGGAGUUCAUGGCGGGCCGGCAGCCGGCCGCCGCCACUGUCGUGCGAAUCAAUAGCGCGGACGGCGACGCGCAGUCCGCCGAUACUGGUGCGUGCUGUCGCGCGCGCGCGCUCACUCUCCAUGGCUGCCCCCACCGCGCGCGGCACCCGGGGGCCUCUCAUCCCUCUCCCUGCCCCCGCUCGUCUGCCCCUUUCCCUUCCCCACUCUCCCCGGGCCUAUCCACCCGCUUCUUUCCACCCGACCUCACUCCGUCAUUUCCUCCUCCGCUCCCCCUCCUUCCUGUUUCUGCAGCCUCAGGGGGAAGAUCGUUAACCCCUGUUCACCUUAAACCCCUUUCUGCUCGCCUUAAACCCCUGGUUGUGUUAAAAUCCUGCCCCCUUGCAAACUCCAUGCACCACCCAUUCCCACAGCACUGGCAGCCGGCAGCGGUUCAUGCGUCCCCCCUCGCUGCUUGGAGCCCUCCCCACGACUCCUCCGUGCUGCCCCCCCCUGCUGCUGUUGCCGCAUCCGCCAUGCCUCUGCGCCCACAGCAGGCAGGUGGGGGGGUGAGAGGGGCAACAGGCAUGCAUCACGAGGCGGAGAGGAACAGGGGCAGCAUGGAGGUGGAGGUGGGGUCGGGGAGGAGGGGAGGGGAGAGGGAAGGGGCGAGAGCGAGGGAGGACGGGGGAAUGGGGGCGGUGAAGGGAGAGGCAAUGGGUGUGGAUGGGGGCAUGGCGGCAGUGGGCGGGCAGGCCAGGGGAGCACUUGUGAGCGAUAGGGAGAGGGCAGCGAGGGAGGGGCGAAUCGCUCGUGCUGCUGCUGCAGGAGUAGGGGCGGAAGGUGCUGCUGCUGCUGCGGUGCCUGGGGGCAGUGCAGCACGGAGCGGCUCGGCUGCCCAAGUUGUUGGUGGCGGCAGUGGCAGGGGGGUGGGGGAAACGAAGGAGCAGCGGGAGAUAGACGAGGCGAACAGGGGGGUGGUGAGCGGCAUGAGUGCGGCACAGAUAGCACAAGCACAGGCGGAGCUCAUGGCACGCCUGCCCCCGGGGGCUCUGGACAUGCUCAGACGGCGAGGCAGGGAGAAAGAGGAGCGGCGCCGAGGGGUGGGUGCAGGGCAAGGGAGCAGGUCGGAGGGAGUGAGUGGUGGAGCAGGCAGUGGUGGGUCCGGCGAGGAGAAGCAGCAGCAGGAGGAAAUGCAGGUGGAUGGAGGCAGCGGUGGGGACAAUGGCGGUGCAUCACUGCAGUCCUCCCAGCAGCCUCUCUCACACCAUACACCUGCCAGUGGGCCUUCGGUGCCACGUCAGCAUGACCGCCCUGCCACGUGGGAGCAGCGAGUGGAGCGCAUUCGCAGCGUGCGGUUUGCCAUGGACGGGCGGCCAGUCCCUGCUGACGUGGCACGCGAUGCAGAGAGUGCUCUGGGGGUGCCGGCUGAAGCUGCCAUGCAGUUUGACCAGGACUCACCGCAAGGCAUGGCGGUGCGUGAAUUGGCGGUGCGACACGUGGCGGAGCGCGAUUGGCUGAGGACGGGCGCGCAGCCAGGAAGGGCGGGGUACACGGUGCGCGAGGCGGUGGCACUGUCGCGCAGCCACGUGCCCGCCCAGGCCGCCGCUGGACUUGCCCUGCUCUCUGCUCUGCUCUCAAGGGCAACACAUGCACAGACAGGCCGGGGUGAAAGGGACGGUGAGGGCAUGAUGGGAGGCGGAGACGGGGAGGUGGGGCGAGGGGGCAUGGAGGAGGAGGAGGACUGGGAGGCGGUGUGGGCGUAUGCCCUGAGCCACGAGGUGCAGCUGCUGCUCGCCCUGCGGCUAGCAUUGGACCACGAGCACAUUCAGGUCAUCGCAGCAGCGCUCGCCCUCGCCCUGCACGUCCUCUCCUUCGCCCCCAACCACCGCUUCUUCUCGCUCUCUCAGCAGAGUGUGUGGCGAGGGGAGGCCAUCACAGCCACAGCCCCCGUGCACAAGCCCAAGGCCGCAGCCUCUUUCCUGCCCGCGCCCCUCACCGCCUCCUCCUCCCCCUCCUCCGCGCCCUCCCUGCUGCCCGCUUUUGCCCGCGGGCACCACUGGCGCCACAACGUGGCUCACUCUGAGCUGCUGCUGCCUGGCGAUGCUUAUGGCGACGAUGGGGAGGAUGAGGACGAAGAGGAGGAGGGCGGGGGAAUGGAGGGCAUGGGGCUCGGUGGUGGGGGCAUGGAGGGUCCAGGGGAGGGCGACAAGCAGACGGUGGGGAGUGAUGCGAACGUGGCGUGCAGGGACGUGUGCGCUGGGCUCAUCCGCAUGGGCAUCCUGCCUCGCCUCGCCUACCUGCUCCAGCCGCACUCCCCUCUGCAGCAGCACACGCACCUGCACCUGCCGUGCCUGCACGUGGCCCUCUGCAUCGCCCACCACUCCCCCGCUGCUGCCACCGCCCUCGCUCACUCCCUCCACCUGCUUCCCCCGCCGCCCGCCCUCUCCUCCUCGGCCGCCCCUCGCUCACCCCUCUCGGCCAUCCUAGCAGCCCCCAGCAGCCCGGAGCUGCUGGCUGCUGCAAGCGACAUCAUCAAGGCAAGCACGGCAGGGCACUGGGAUGGCCAUGCGUUAUGCCAUUUACAUGGGCUCCUCUCUGCAUUGCAUGCGUGCAGUGCAGCCAGCCCAAUGAUCGCCCGCCACGUGGCAUCCUCUGACCUCAUCCACCUCACCCUGCACCACCUGCUGCUCCUCCCUCUCCCGCGCCCGCCCUCCUCCUCCGCACUCUCUCCGGCGUCGCUCCCAGCAGUGCUGGCAGUGCUAUCCCUGUGGCGAGUGCUGGCGCGCCAGGGCCUCACCGCACACCUCUUCUCUGACUACUCCCUCUUCUUUGCUCGCUUCCUUGAUCCCCCUUACCCCACCACGUCCACUGUUGGUGGUGGGAAGGCAGAGAGGGAGGGCGAGUGGGGGGGAGCGGAGGUGUGUGUGGGGCGGGAGGCGGUGCUGGUGCUGGAGGCGCUGUGCUGCGCGCUGCCACGGCUCAGAGGCGUCGUGCCUGCGGGCCAUGGGGAUGGUGACGGGGAGAGCAUUGAGGCGGAGAGGGACACGGGAGACAAUAUUGGAUGGAGCGUGGUGGUUGCGCUUCUGCCCAUGGUGCUGCGCUGGCUGCAGAAUUCCCUGGUUGCUCGCCUCUCCUCUGGCCUCCGUGCUGCACUUGCACACUCGCACUCUCACACACACCCUCACUCUCAUUCUUGCACAGAACAGCAUGGGCAGGCACGGGAAGGCACACGGGCAGACGAGAUGGAAGUGGAUGAUGGGGUUGGAAGAGAGGAAAGUGGUUUGCACAGUGCGGGCAUUAGGGGGGUGGCAGAGGAGGCAGCAGCAGUGGCGGCAGUGCUGCAUUGCCUUGCUACUGUUGUCACUCGUGCCGUGCCCACCACAUCACCCCAUGCAGCAGCAACAUCAGCAGCGCACGGGCAGCAAAGUGGGCAGCUCACGUGGCCUCCCUGUGUGCGCCCUCCGUUCAUCGACGCCAUUACAUCCGCUCUCCUGCAAUCUGGCCUGCUGCCCUGCGCGUCGCCCCCCACACGUGCAUCCUCCCCACACGCUCCACCUGCGCUGCUCCCGCCCGCCUCGCCCACCUUCCACCUGCUGGCAGCAGCAGCGCACUUGCCGUGUGGCCUGGGCGUGGCGAGUGCGAGCUGCCUGCACGGCAUGCUGCGCCUCCUGGGCUGCCUGCUGCUCCACAGCCACGCGUGCCCUCCCUUCGCUACCCACACCCCCACAGCACCAUCACCACCGUCCAUGGCACCGCCGCCAUCAUCACCAUCAUCGGCAGCAGUAGCAGCAGCGGGAGCAGCAGGAGCGUUAUCAGCGUGCAUCCCAUCCUUCGUGCCGCUGCUGACCUCCUCGGCUCGCUUGCUCUCCAUCAGAGCAGCAGGCAGACCCCUCUCACCUGCUGCGCUCCGCGCACGCAGCACAGCCCGUGCAGGUGCUGGGGCGCUGGUGUGGCGCGAGGGCAGCACGGAGAGAGGGGGCCUGGCGCCGGGGGUGGGGGUGGGAUGGGGGGGGCGAGGGGCCCAGGGAGGGGAGGGGUGGUGGGGAGUGGAGGCGGUGCUGUCAUCACAGCACAUUGCCAUGGUGGCUUCUCUGCUGGCGCUGCUGCAGACACAGGGGUGCAUGCAACCUGAGGGGAGUGGAGUGAGUGGGAAUGAAGCGAGUGAGAAUGGAGUGAGUGAGAACGAAGAGGGUGAGAAGGGAGUGAGUGCGACGGAAUUGGUGGAGGUGUGUUUCGCGGUGGCGGGCAGUGCAGGGCCCGCAGACGCUGAACCCGCGGCCUUCAUUCUGCUGCACACGCUGCUCUCCCCAUGCAUCCUCGCCUUCUCCCCUGCUGUGCCGCCUGUGCCAUCCAGCACACGUGAACAAGCCCAGGUGGAGAUGCACGGAGUGGCAGGUGAGGGGAUGGAGGGGCAUGGUGGCGGUGGUGGUGGAGCGGGUGUGUGGCUGGCCUGUGUGCGGCAGCUGCUGGAGGCCCUGUGGUUCACCCGCCACUCCACUCACCCUGGGGAAGCCCAGGUGCAAGGCGUGAGUGCAAGUGGGGGAAAGCAAGAGCGAAGGAGAAUCGGAGUGGGAGAGAGGCUGGAAGCAGUGGAGGAAAGGGAGGAGGGGGAGAUGGAAGGAGUGGAGCAAGGAGGGGAGGUGCAGCCGGUGGGUGGUGGUGAGGGUGGCGACAAGAAAGUGAGGUUUGCAGAGGUAGCAGGGGAAGCGACAGCAGGCAGUGCUUCCGGUGAUAUCCCCACCACUGCCACCACCAUCUGCAGCAGUGCUUCAGGCGUGGAGGGUGGUGUAUGGGCGGGCAGCAGCAGUGGGUCGUUCUUGCUGCAAGGCGCAAGUGUGACAGCACAGCCGGUGCUGCUCCAAUGGCAUGCACACGCCCUUCCUCUCCCUCCCGCCUGGCUCCUCAUCCCGCUGACUGCUGCCACUGCACUGCCCGCUGCUGCAUCUGCCACCCACAGCACUGCACCCUCUGACACGGCGGCCCCAGCACCGCUCUCCCCCCGUCACACGCUGCACAGCAUGCUCGCCUUCCUCACCGCCUUGGAGACCAACCCCUCCACGGCGCCUCACAUGGCGCGCCUCCCAACAUCCCUCAAGCUGCACCACCUCUCGCUGCUCUUCCUUGCCGACCCGCCUCUCUACCUGCAACCAGCCCUCACCCGCCCCAUCGCAUGCCUGCAGGACGCAUAUGCCCUGCAGCUCACAUCACAGCACUCUGUGCUUGACUUCCCGCCGCACCUCUUCCCCCCAUCGUUGUACGAGUCCUUCCUCCAAUCUCUAGCUGAUCGCUUCGCUGCAGCCUCAUUUGGCCAUGUCCUCUUUGCCCGCCAGCUCGCCACCCUCCUGCACGCGCAUGUGGCUCCCGCCAUUCGCCUUGCCGCCUGGCAUGCCCUUGAUGCUGCCUCCGCACUGCACCUGCUGCCACCGCUCGCACUCUGCGCUGCCAGCCCCAUGGGGUACCUGUAUGCCUCUCCUGACUGCCAAAAUGUUGGGGGGCGUGAGCCACUGGGGCUGGGGCAGAGGCAAGCUGUGGGCGGUGCGGGGGGGGCGUUGCUGCAGGCAUGCAUGCAGUCAUUGGAAUCUGGUGCGCUUGACAAAUGCUGCUCGCUGCUCACCCCUGCCACCUCCUUCGCACAGCUGGCCGAUGCCCCUGGAGCAACGAGCCAGCCAGAUGCCCCACUGCUGACACUCAGGGCCCUCUCUCCCCACAAGGCCGUGCCCCACUACCCGCUCUCACUUGCUCUAGCUGCCUCGCUGCUCGUCGCCUUCCUCUUUGACCAUGCACCUGACUCUGACUGCCCCACCCCUGUGGGUGUCGCAGCAUCUGCACACCCUGACAAACAUCAGCCUCAAGCGGGUGAACCCCUUGUGGCCCAAUCACAGACUGCCAUGUGGCAGCGGGAGAGCGUGGCACGGCGGCUGGCCAGGUAUGCCCAACGCACCCCGGUGGCUCGACAACUAGUGGCCUACCUGCUGACAUGGCAGCUGCCAGGAUGGCAGGACAGGUGGCGGGGCUCUGACAGUGAGAGCCCAGAUGGUGCAGGACUGAGCGAGGAGGGGGGAGGAGUGCAGCAGGAGGAAGAGCAGGACAUGGGAAGGAGCGGGUGGGUGGUGGGCAAGGCGGUGGUGCUACGGCGCAUGGCACUGCUGCACAGGGCACUGCAGGCUGGUGCCAGGGCUGCUGCUGAGGCGCGCAGGGGUGCGAUGGCUGAAGAGGCAGGCGUGGCAGCAUCAGGAGGGGGUGAUGCAGCAUUGAGUGCUCUGCAGGCUGAGGCAGUGCGCAUCUCAAUGCAAGCUCACUCAGCCACUCCAAGCACUGUCUCCUUGGGGUAG